Molecule: messenger RNA, 2064 nt
Organism: Cooperia oncophora
Lineage: Eukaryota; Metazoa; Nematoda; Chromadorea; Rhabditida; Trichostrongylidae
Source: the annotation of a GenBank genome assembly
AUGAAUUUGUCCGACGAGGUGGUGCGCGGCGCAACUGUCCUGCACCGUGGCCAGAUGAUGUGGCCUCCACCAGUAACAGUCAAUCCUUCCCCGGUGAAACCAAAGGAGGUGACUGAAACGGCCGUCGUACCAGUUGAACCUACACCAUUUGCCAAAACAGCUCGCAGUGCUGGUAUGAUAACAGCAGGUUUGGGAAGUCUUCCUGUUCUGGGAGUUGUCUCUCCCAAUCUCGAUUUCGCUGCAAUGACUACGACGUUUGCACUGGCUGGAAUAGUUGGAUAUCAUACUGUAUGGGAAGUUACACCAGCACUGCAUUCUCCUCUGAUGUCAGUAACAAAUGCGAUCUCGGGAACAACCGCUGCGGGAGCUCUUUGCCUUAUGGGAGAGGUAAGGAAUUUUUUAUGCAAAAUUGGUCUUCUGGCAACAACUCGCACAGGCUCUUUGCCACUAGGAGCUGCUUUCAUCUCUUCGAUCAAUAUCUGUGAGAUUCUGAUCACAAAGCGCAUGCUGGAUAUGUUCAAACGAGCAGCAGUUUCUACAGGAGAUCCACCAGAGUACAACUACAUGUACGCUGUACCAGCUGCAUUAUUUCAUUGGAGAGGCUAUUUACUACGGUUAGCACACGAAGCCCAUAUUGCUAGGUGCACCAUGCGCUCAUUCUCUCGCAUACCUUGGUUCAUCGCUUGCUGUGUUGGUGCAUUAGCAGGACUUUCAAGUCAAAAAACAUCACGUGUUGGCAACGCGUUAGGAAUGACUGGUGUAGCUGGUGGCUUAGCAGCCACCUUAGGAAUUCUGAAUCCUGAUCACGACACACUCAUUCAAAUGGGAAGUGCAAUCGGAUUAGGCUCGCUCAUCGGACUAGGAAUCGCUCAAAGAAUCAAGGUCUCAGAUCUGCCUCAAUUAGUGGCAGCAUUUCACUCAUUUGUAGGCUUGGCCGCAACUAUGACAUGCUUGGCAGAUUUCAUCGUGGAGCAUCCUCAUUUCCUUGCUGAUCCGAGCGCUCAUGCUGCUACAAAGGUAUCGCUGUUUCUUGGUGCAUACAUUGGUGGUGUGACGUUCACCGGCAGUUUGAUGGCAUACGGAAAACUUCAAGGUAUUCUUGGCUCAGCAGCCACCUAUCUUCCUGGACGUCACCUAAUUAAUUCUGCAUUAUUGGCUGGAAAUAUUGGUGCACUGGGUGUGUACAUGGUGAACGACGACUUCGCCACUGGUCUUGGAAUGCUUGGAACAACAGCUGGCCUCAGCAGUUUAAUGGGAGUAACACUGACGAUGGCCAUCGGAGGUGCUGACAUGCCUGUUGUGAUCACUGUGCUGAACAGUUAUUCUGGAUGGGCUCUAUGUGCUGAAGGUUUUAUGCUCGACAAUGAUUUGCUCACAAUUGUUGGUGCUUUAAUAGGAAGCUCCGGAGCUAUUCUUUCCUAUAUUAUGUGCAAAGCUAUGAAUCGCUCACUAAUUAGCGUCAUUCUCGGAGGUGUCGGAACGAAAUCCCAAGGAACUGGUAAAGCAAAAGCUAUCGAAGGCACAGCUACAGAAACUAAUGUUGCUGAGACUGUCGACUGGCUCCUAAAUGCCCAGUCUGUGAUUAUCGUACCUGGUUAUGGAUUGUGUGCCGCUCAAGCUCAGUAUCCGAUUGCUCAGCUCGCUAAGACCCUUGAACGAUCGUGGAGUCCGAGUGCGAUUUGCCGUCCAUCCCGUUGCCGGUUCGGUCGAAUGCCUGGACAGUUGAAUGUACUUCUUGCGGAAGCCGGAGUUCCUUACGAUAUUGUUGAGGAAAUGGAUGACAUCAAUGCCGAUUUUGACCAUACUGACGUGGCUUUAGUUAUUGGUGCAAAUGAUACCGUGAACUCGGCUGCUGAAGACGAUCCAAACAGUUCGAUAGCAGGAAUGCCCGUGUUGCGGGUCUGGCGUUCAAAGAAGGUAGUUAUAAUGAAGCGAACAUUGGGAGUCGGUUAUGCAGCUGUCGACAAUCCGGUAUUCUUCAAUGAGAACACUGCCAUGUUGUUGGGUGACGCGAAGAAAAUGUGUGAUCAACUUCUGUCCACGGUCGAGUCAACAUCAACCUAG